Juglans regia (Persian walnut) is the source of this 3338-nucleotide messenger RNA. RefSeq lists its product as uncharacterized. Lineage: Eukaryota; Viridiplantae; Streptophyta; Magnoliopsida; Fagales; Juglandaceae. Bases 1366 to 2940 code for a protein of 524 amino acids. The record is from RefSeq and is a predicted model, not a curated record. The transcript is spliced from 4 exons.
GAAAUAGCGGAUGUAGCUUUUGAUGCAAAGGGUGAUCAUGAAUCAUUACCUUUAUAUAUGGCCAGAAAUAGAUGUUAUUCUACAUCUAUUUACAGGGUAAUGGGCUAUAAUAUCAUCCUAAUUAUCGAAAAUUAGAUGGAAGGGGUCUAGAUGGUAGAAAGUCGCAGCACCUGAAAACAAAACCAUGGAACUGGGAAGCGAGUUAGCUUCCGAGUUCCGACUCCACACUUUGCCUCUAUGCUCUGUUCUGCAAAAUUAGGCGUAUUCUGGCGUUACUUUUAUCUUGGUUCUCCAAGUCCAAGAAAAAGCACAAGGUGCCCUCGUAGCCAACCUGAUGUAGGCACGUGUCAAACGUCGAAGAAUGUUUCCCGCCUAUUCCGAAGCUGACAUGGCAUAGCAGCCAGUGCUGUGAUUAGCUACAAUGCCUCUCUACAUGCUUACAUUAAUUCCCAUUUCCCAGCACAUCCCUGCCACUGUGUCACAGGUGCACACACCAGUGACCAGACCGGGUUCUACCUAAGGUACCAUAUCCAACCUGCUGUUGCUUUUUGGCCAGUUUUUCCUUUUCUUGAUGUCCAAGUAGCUACAAAUUUAGGUUCUUUUUCAAGUUUUUCCUUUUGGGUGCCCAUAUAAUGGUCUAUUUGGUCCACUUGUUAAGGAAAUUUAAGGGCUUCUGGGUUGCUGAAACUAGGGUUAAAUUUGUGCCAGCAUUUCAGGUUUGGUUCUUUCCACUUGGUCCACUUCGGCGUUUGGGUUUUGUCUGUAUGUUUUUGGCUGUGUUGGGUGAAUUUAUUGCAAAUCCAAUUUUUGACCCUUCCAGAUUCUUCAUAUCCAAUUUGCUUUGGCAGCAGGUUUUAGCGUUAAUGUGGUUUUUGGUUGUAUGUACUUGAAUUUCUCUUUUUUUGUUUUUGGUAGCAAGUUUUAGCGUUAAUGUGGUUCUUGCCUGUAUAUAAUUGAAUUUCUCUACAAUUACUUUCUAGAGCUUUUUUUUUUUUUUUUUGUCCUGAGCUUUGAAUGGGUUAAUCUUUAUUAACUUUCCAUUUUCCACGUCGGGGAGAGCCUUAUUUAAGGACCCCUUCUCUAUGAAAUGGAACCAUGGUCUUCACUGGUAAGCUCUGUAAGCAAGUGGAGUUUCCCUGCACACAAUUCUAUAUUAUAGUUGGUAUAGCCUUUUUGCAAAUAUAAAUUCUUCCUCAAGUUUCCCCCAGGCAACAACGAGUUUCUUGAUUAUGCUCAGUAGUCAGUACUGAGAGCAGUGCGGUAGCCCCAAGGAUUUAUAUUUGAUCUGGUGCUUCAUUGUUUGGGUUUUCCUGACAAUCUUUUGUUCUAAAAAGGUUUGUGGUUUGUGCAUUCUGAAUUUUUGAUAUGACUAAGAGACGUUUGGUUAAGAUAGGGGAUAAGAAGGAAUCUGGGUCUGCAGCUCAAAAAUCAACCAGUGGUACAAACAAAUCAAAAGAUGCUUCUGUAGAUAAUGAGCUGAGGACUGGAGCUCUGAAGGAUGAAGAUAUGAGGAAGGUUGCUGUUGGUGGGGCUGAGGGGGAGGAAUCUUCUGUAAACGAGAGUGGUAGAUCCAAAGAUGUUCCUUUAGAUGAUGAUCUUAAAAUAGGGGCUCUGAGGAAUGAAGUAAUGAGGAAGGCUGCUAGUCGCAAGCCUGCAGAAAACUCUGCAGCCACAGCAGCCAAACAGGUCAGAAAAUCUAAUGAUGUUACUGUAGAUGAUGAUCUGACAAUGGGGGUUCUGAAGAAUGAUGUAAGAGGGGAGGUUGAUGUUGAUAAGUCUAUUGGAAAGAAAGUGGCAAAACAGAGCAACACACUGAAAGACAGUGAUGUAGAUAAUGAUCUAAAACUAGAGGUGCUGAAGGAUAAAGUUACGAGGGCAGUUUCUGGUGGUAAGUCCAUGGGAAAGAAGUCUGAAGCAAGAGAGAGUAAGGCCAGAGGUAAGGCCAAACUUGUUGAGGAAGAACAGGAUGCGGAGACAAACAUGAUGGAGGAGGGGUGUAAAAAGGGCACACCCAUGGAGGAGGGGAAUAAAGAGGACACACCCACUCCCGUGAGACGAAAGAGGGGAGCAGAUGGGGAAAUUGUGGAGGAGUUUUGGUUGUCUUUAGAGAGAAGUUCAUCCAGGCUACGCCCUAGAAAGGAGGCGCCUGCUUUCCGUUUGGUAGAUUUGGAGGAUGAUGACAACGACAGGAUCAUUGGCAAAAGAGUUAAGGUUUACUGGUCGGGGUCACGAAAAUGGUUUACUGGACGCAUCAAAGCUUUUGAUUAUGAAAAGAGGCUUCAUGAUAUUUUGUAUGAAGAUGGUGACCGUGAAGUGUUGGAUUUAAGGAAAGAGCGGUUUGAGCUUGAAAUUAUGCCUACUGAGUGUUUCAAGCUGAGAACCAAACCCAGUUACGAAAAGAAAGUGAAGGAUUUAGAUGGCGAGAAGGUCAGUGCAGAAACUUUGCAGGAGGAUAUUGAGAUGGUGGAUGCUGAGAAAGGGGCAAAGGAAUCAGAGCCAGAGAAAAAAACUGAUUCAGAUAUAUCUGUGAAAGAAAAGACAGAUCCUGAAGUUAAGAAUGCAGAAGAACUGGUUGCAAAAAUGGGUAUUGAUGUGCCUCCAGAGAAAGCCAAGGAGAUGGUUAUUGAUGAGGCUCAUGAUGAUGACGAAAUUGACAAUAUAAAGAAUGCUGUCAUCGAUGUUAACAAGUCUGUGGAAGUUAAUUAUCAGGAGGAGGAUGGGAAUAUUAACUCUCUUGCAGAAGAAAAAGGCAGAAUGUCAGUUGAAGCCCAACAUAGCACACUGGAUUCCAAUGUGGAGAAGAAAGGAGAUGAUCAUUUAGAAAAGCAGAGUGAGAUUGUAGAGAACAGUGAAUCUGAAGACGCAAUAUGCAUGGACAGAAACUUGACCGGCCAGAAAGCUGGGAAAGCAAAGAAGGCCAAGGAUAACAAAAAGGCCUAAAGCACAACUCAAUAUGUUAGUUCAAACACAGUAAACAUCUGGUGAUUGAAGAUGAAGCUAGUCUUUUUUACUGCAAGAAUGUGUCAUCUCCAAGCUCCACUGGUGGCUUCAAUCUUCAUGGAACUCAGUGGCCUAAAAUGAGAAAAAUGCACCAAGUGCACAGUCAAGUUUCUCUUUUUUCUAUCCUUUUCCUUUUCUUUUAUUCACCUUUUUGCCUUUCCCCCCUUCUCUCCAAUCAGAAGAGCAGAAACUAUGUGAACUUUUGUUAUAAAGAACAUGUUGUAUGAACUAUAUAAGAAUUUCAUCCUUUGAUUAUAGAUAUAUUUCCUGCUUUAAUUUGGUGGUGAGCUCUUCUGCUUCUUUCAAACACAAAGGGUCUUCUAUGGAUAUGAACUAAA